Messenger RNA from Mycena indigotica, 1533 nucleotides. Its product is annotated as F-box domain-containing protein. The record is from RefSeq and is a predicted model, not a curated record. NCBI's taxonomy places the organism in Eukaryota, Fungi, Basidiomycota, Agaricomycetes, Agaricales, Mycenaceae. The transcript has 2 exons. Bases 1 to 1533 code for a protein of 510 amino acids.
AUGCACAAAACCAUCGCGUCUCAACUCCAGGAAGCCUUGCCCACAAUGAAGCUCCUCGAUACAUUUGUCUUGGCUGAGGAUGCGAGGGGUGGUAUAUGGUCAGAGCUACUAGACGCUCUCUCCGCCGUGCCUAGGCCGUUCAAGCUGGUGCUUGACUGCUAUUGGGACCCCGAUGACGACCAGGAUCCGCUCGUUUUGGCACCAAGAACCUGUGAAUUGAAUCUAACCGGCUUUACGUUUCCAUUCCCAAUCGUAUUCGACGAGUCUGGUCGGAAUGUCAGCCGUCGACCACCAGAUGCUUGGGACUCGGAGGUCAAGAAUGUGCGAAGUAUUUUCGCAGCGUCAUCAAGCACCUUGUCAUCGGUGUAUCUUCCUGGGGAACUCUUUCAUGCUAUGCAGGGUCUCAUCUGGGAUGCGCUUACUGAUUUGUGUUUGGAGGGCUUGUGGCCAAUUUUCGAUAAACCCUCGAGCCCAGCUCAACUCGCCGACAACAAACCUAUUACAUCAUCGACAGAGAGUUCUGAAUCAGUUUCGGCACCCGCACCUCCCAUUUCCAAGGCAGACGAAGAAUCCACAGCGCCUUCCAAUCCCUCCACAUCGGCAACAUCAACCUCUGAGUCCGAGUCACCACUAACAACUGGCCCAGUUGGAGGGGCUGCAACUUCGAAUGAAACUGCUAUCGCCGCAGUGGAAUCCCUACCCCCACCUCAUUGCUCUCCCAUUCUCUCAGUCUUAGAAGCGAUGCCAAAUCUCCGUUUCUUGGAUUUGAGAAUGGUCCAUCACGGCGACGACCCACAACCCGUCGGGGCAUUGAUUUGCUCUGCUGAUGGUUCGUCCACUCCUGCCGCUCCGGAUACGUUCCUUCGGCAUGUGAAGCGCUUCCAGGCCACCUCGCUUUCGAUGGAUGACCGCAUUGUCGACUUUCUUCCCCCAACAUUGGAGGUGUUAUCUUUGCCGAUGUUUCCAUAUAUGCUUCAAGGCAACACGCUGCGGGCCGUCCAAUCACCUUCAGGCCUCCUUGCCCAACUCAAAAAAUCUUCCUUUCCAGAGCUCAUUUCGCUCACGCUAUGGUACUCCAUCGCCUCAUUGGAAGAUUUGGAAGAUGAAGAACCGUUACUCGAUUUUCUCUCAACGGCAUUUCCUUCUGUAGAGAUUCUAGAAUUAAGCAGGCGAUGGGAGGCGCGGGUACCAGCGCUCCAAGGCCGUUGGGACGCGCUUCCUGUCGCUAAAAAGCUCGCCUCCAACUUCAAAUGCCUCAAGUCGCUGAUGUUCGACCUCGAUCUGCCCGAGCGAUACGGGCGUCCGCCCGUUAUCCUCGCUAACAGAGAAUUCCGCGAAAUGGUUGUGCGACUGCAUUCGAUGGCCGAAGAGAUUGCCAAUGUGGCGCCAUGGUUGCAGCGGAUUGGACUGUACCGAGAAUUCGGUCAUGACCCACACUUGUUUUGGGAGACGUGGAAUGUGGUCCCUGCUGCUGAUGGGAAGGUUGGACUGGAUAGACCGCCGCCACCAGUGAAUGAUUCAGUUUUCUACUGA